Glossina fuscipes is the source of this 2418-nucleotide messenger RNA. RefSeq names its product WD repeat-containing protein 48 homolog. Gene Ontology annotation, molecular function: ubiquitin binding. The transcript is spliced from 10 exons. NCBI's taxonomy places the organism in Eukaryota, Metazoa, Arthropoda, Insecta, Diptera, Glossinidae. Gene Ontology annotation, biological process: protein deubiquitination; double-strand break repair via homologous recombination. The record is from RefSeq and is a predicted model, not a curated record. The coding region runs from base 137 to 2146 and encodes 669 amino acids.
UUUUGUUUUCGUAAUUUGCAAAGAAUUUUUUAAGAAAAUCGUUCAUUAAUUUCAAAGGAAGUGGUUAAUGAUUUCGGGAAAAUAAAAGAAAAAAGCGCAGAUGCGAUUUUCUCAUAUCUAAAAGGCAGGUUAAUUAAUGAUGUUGACACACAAAAGUUGUCAAGGAGGACGCAAAAAAAUACAGGUCUCCUUCGUAAUACGAGAUGCUGAAGAAAAACAACAUCGCAAUGGAGUUAACGCUUUACAGUUAGAUCCUAGCAAUGGCAAACUUUAUUCGGCGGGACGAGACGGCAUUAUUAGAGUAUGGAAUACAAGAAGUGAUUUCAACGAUAAAUAUAUACAAUCAAUGGAGCAUCACAAUGACUGGGUGAAUGACAUUGUUUUAUGCUGCAAUGGCAGAAAUUUGAUAAGUGCUAGCUGUGAUACAACUGUCAAAGUGUGGAAUGCCCACAAGGGAUUUUGUAUGUCCACGUUACGUACACAUCGUGAUUACGUUCAAGCUUUAGCCUACGCUAAAGAUAGAGAACAGGUCGCUAGUGCCGGUUUGGACAAAGCUAUUUUUUUAUGGGAUGUAAAUACAUUGACUGCUCUAACUGCUAGCAACAAUACGGUUACAACUUCUAGCUUGAAUGGCUCAAAAGAUUCAAUUUAUAGUUUAGCUAUGAAUCCAGCAGGUACCGUCAUCGUAAGCGGCUCCACGGAAAAUAUACUCAGAGUGUGGGAUCCUCGAACAAGUGUACGCAAUAUGAAGCUAAGGGGUCACACGGAGAAUGUCCGAGCUUUAGUGGUGUCACCAGAUGGCAAUCAAGUGGUUUCCGGUAGCUCGGACGGCACCAUUAAAAUAUGGAAUCUUGGGCAGCAACGCUGCGUUCAAACUAUUCACGUCCACAAAGAAGGAGUGUGGACUUUGUUGAUGAGUGAUAACUUUCAAUACAUUAUUUCGGGUAGUCGAGAUCGUAAUAUUAUUAUUACGGAACUUAGAAAUCCUACAAAUUCAAUAAUAGUAUGCGAAGAGAAAGCGCCAGUUUUAAGUUUGUGUUACAAUAUGGAUAGAACGGGGGUAUGGGCGACAACGUGGAACUCAGAUAUACGAUGCUGGAAAUUGCCUGUUUACGAGAAGAGUACUUUAAAUACAAAUAACAGUGUUGAUACUAUCUGGACGAAUUCUGAUAUCGAGCUAGCAUGUAUAAAAGGAGGAGCAGCGAUCAAGCGCUAUGCUGCUCUGAAUGACAAGCGUCACAUAAUUACAAAAGAUACUGACGACAGUGUUGCUAUUUACGACGUUCUAAGAGUAGUUAAAAAAGAGAGUCUUGGAAAAAUUGAUUUCGAAGAGGAGAUAAAAAAACGUAACAAGCAGGUCUACAUUCCGAAUUGGUUUACAGUCGAUUUAAAAACAGGUAUGCCUACAAUAGUUCUAGGACAGGAUGAAGUUGACUGUUUUUCAGCAUGGGUAUCUAUAGAAGCUGGUCUUCCAGAGUGCGCAGAUCCAACGGCAGAAAUUAAGAUUAAUUAUGGUAAGCUGCUAUUGGAAGCUUUACUAGAGUAUUGGAAUCCUCCCCAUGGUUUGCCACAGAAUGACAUCGAACCGGACAUUAGAGGAAAUGGUUACUUUCAAAUACCAAAGCAUACACCUGUUAUUUUCAGUGAAGUGGGGGGGCGUACAGUAUGUCGUCUGUUGGUGCGCGACGCUGCCGGUGAAAGUGAAAGCACUCUGCUGCACGAAACAGUUCCCCAGUGGGUAACUGAAGUCGUCAUCGAAAAGACUAAUCCAAAGUUUCUCAAAAUACCCUUUUUCUUACAACCUCAUCCUCAAAUGGUGAAACCAGAUAGGACGAAAAAGGAUCGUUUGGUAGCUAAUGAAUUUAUACAGUGCCGUAAGGUAUGUGAACAUGUCUUGGAGAAAGUAUUGGGUACUGAAACCACACCUAUAGGUGGAAAUGCUUCAAGCUCUUCGCAAAACAGCGAUGCCAACUCUGAGGGUUCCCAGGUACCAGCUGAAGAUAGAAUUGAAUUAUGGUGUAACGAUGUGAUGGUGGAUCCCAACAUGGAUCUACGAACGGUUAGACACUUUAUUUGGAAGCAGUCCACUGAUCUCACAUUCCAGUACAAAGCAAAGCCAAAUUUUUCGUACGAUGGAAAGCUCUGAAGCUCAGUCCAAACGUUUUGCCGCGAACAAAUAUUCCCUUUCAGCUGUUUAUGAUGUAUUUAAUCGUUCCCAGAAUGCUGAAGUACGAUGUUCAAAACACAAUGCACGAAGGAAAAUCGGAUUUUCGAAGGGCGUGUUUUUACAGUUUAUGAAUCGACUCUCAAGCAUAACAAACAGUUAAACAUUUUCUUGUACUUUUGCCAUUCACGUUAUGUUAAAAACUAGCAUCCAACAUGGAACGUCAUUUAUUGUCAAUAGCGGAAAUUAAAUUG